Messenger RNA from Penaeus vannamei (Pacific white shrimp), 688 nucleotides. Its product is annotated as protein FAM133. Lineage: Eukaryota; Metazoa; Arthropoda; Malacostraca; Decapoda; Penaeidae. The record is from RefSeq and is a predicted model, not a curated record.
UAUUUCGAUGAUUGUCAGGUUGCCUCUCCUGCUUCUCCCGCUGGUGGCCGCAGACCUAGCGCAGCAGGCACCAUGGGCGGGCCCCAGCCUAUGGCCGGCCAACUACGGCGACCGACAGCCCUCCUUCGCCGACAGGACGGUCGGCUCCCCCGAGCAGGCAGACGAGACAGCGCAGGACACCUCCGGCGCCGUCUCCGACGAUGACUUACGCUGCGACCAGCGUCCGAUUUACGAGGCGAGAGACGUCGCCCACCUGAAGUCUUGCUCGGGCGCCAAUAAACGCAAUGAUAAGAAGCCUAUCGAAGAGGAGAUGGAGGGCGAGGGUCGCCCCCGCGGCCCCGAGGUCUUCAUCCUGUUCCUGAACGUCAACUGCACCCCGGGGACUGGCCAGCACCCGAUCUGCUACAGCUGCAUGUGUUCCAGGCAAUUUCAUUGGGCGAAUGAGGCCCACGCAGACCGAUUCCACGAUGACAUGACCAUCCAUGCCACGGUGGACUUACCUGGGGAGCGCAGGGCAGGCACCGACAAGAAGGCCGCACCCGACAGGCGCAAAGGCCGGCGUCAUGACAAGCAAAAUAGUCGGAAAGGCAAGGGCGCCAGCAGCCGCUCCGCAAGUGAAAACGAACGAGAUAAAAGAGAUUCCUGGAAAAAAGAAGGCAGUAGAGAUUCCUUGGAAAAGGAAGAGUAG